Molecule: messenger RNA, 3252 nt
Organism: Colletotrichum truncatum
Lineage: Eukaryota; Fungi; Ascomycota; Sordariomycetes; Glomerellales; Glomerellaceae
Product: GTPase activating protein
Source: RefSeq, a predicted model, not a curated record
AUGGAGCCGGCGCUGCAGCAACGAAAUGACGAAGUCGACAACAACACAGAGCUGACGCAUGCCAAAACCGAGUCGAGACCCGCAGCCGCCGCUGCAGCCGCCGCCGACGAGGAGAGCAACCACCGGGAGACAACUCCCAAAAUGUUCGCCCACGACUCUAUGGUAACCGUCAGGCUAUCAGAACCGCCUGUCCUUACCAUAGACACCAACGUUGGCCCUGACUCGCCUCCAAGGAGGAGGCCUAGCACCGUUCGCAUCGAGAAGCUGCCUUUUCCCGAGAGCACACAUAUCGAGGCCAAGGACGAACAACAAAAGGUUGAGGACGAGGACGACACUACGCCUCCGAGUGACCCAACAACCCCUUUGCCUAUUGCGGAUGCCACGAGGAACCUCCAGGACGAGCUAGUCGGCUACGAGGACGAAGAGGGCGACGAGGUCGGAGAGCUAGUGUCGAAAAUCUCCCCAACGAAAGUACCGUUCCAGGGUGUACUGGACGAUCCCGAGAGACGCACAGCUGCAGGAGAGGAAGAAGAAGAGGAGGAGGAGGAGGAGGAAGAGGUGAAUUGGGACGAGUUGCAAAAAACAGAAGCAGAAGAGCCCAGAGACGCAGACACAGACAGAUCAACCGCCAUGUUGCUGGCUAUGCUUGAGAAAGAAAACGACAAGUUGGCUACGAACCCGAAGAGCAUAAAGGUACAGCCUGUCGAACAAGUCGCCGCUACCAAUCGCCCCAGGCCGCCGUCAAUGGCACAACUACGGCACAUGGUAAACGGGCCGACGCCCUCGGCCCUUCGAUACUCGAUGCUUCCUCCGCCACCGAUGACCGACCUCGAGUUCUACGCUGCAUUGGUCAAGGAUUACCAACAAACGGCCGCCCGCUUGCCCACUCUGCUCUCGAACAAGAUCCGCAAAGGUGUUCCGCCCCCACUGCGAGGCGUUGUCUGGCAGAGCAUGUCGGGCGCCAGGGAUACCGCGUUGGAAGAACAGUACGAGCAGUUCUCGGGCGAGUCGAGCCCCUACGAAGCUACCAUUGGCAAAGACUUGGGCCGGAGUUUCCCAGGGGUCGACAUGUUCCGCGACCCAGACGGCGACGGACAGCGCAUGCUGGGCAGGGUGCUGAAAUGCUUCAGCCUCUAUGAUACAAAGAUCGGCUACUGCCAGGGGCUGGCCUUUCUUGUCGGCCCCUUAUUGAUGCACAUGCCUGAUAAGCAGGCAUUCUGCGUAUUGGUUCGAUUGAUGGAACGAUAUGAUCUGCGGAGUUGUUUCUUGCCAGACCUGUCAGGGCUGCAUGUGCGCAUCUAUCAGUUUCGAGAACUUUUGCGCGAGCACCUGACACCAGUAUCGAACCACUUGGAAGAGCUCCAGGUCGAUCCAGCGUAUGUUUCACAGUGGUUCCUCAGCUUUUUCGCCGUUACAUGUCCCCUGCCAAUGCUGUUUCGCAUCUACGAUGUCAUCUUUGCCGAGGGGGCCCCGGAGACCCUUAUGCGGGUCGCCCUAUCCCUGAUGCAGAAGAAUCAGGCCCGGAUUUUAGCGUGCACCGAGCUCGAGGACGUUAUGCAACUUCUCCUUUCCAGAGGCCUGUGGGAUUGUUACCACUACAACGCAGACGAAUUCGUCCAAGAUUUCGUUAGUUUAUCUGGUAUUGUCACGCGCGAGAAAUUGCUCCAGUUGGAACAGGGGUACAGAGACGCACAGAUCGCUAGCGCGAAUGCGGCACGUUCCUCGGACGUGACCUCUGCAGCCUCCCGAUUCCUGGGCCGCAUUUGGGCUUCCUCCACCAUCAUCUCUCCGAAGUCCUCCUCCACCCUGAGCCCGGGCCUCACAGCUCCGUCACGGCCUCUGAGCAUGCUACGCAGGAGCACAUCCAAGCAGAGCCUGGCUUCCACCCUCAAUUCGAUGGAAGCCAGCUCCAUCAGCGUCCUUAGUUCUGCAUCCACCGAAGCGACCACCGUGUCCCGAGAUUCUGCCAACACCGAUGACAACGCAUCCAUCCGCGAAUCAGCCCCUGUCAAUGGCGGCAACGUCAAUGCCAAAUCUCUCAAUGCCAAUGGCGCUAAAAAGUCGAACGACCAAUACCUUCACACUCAGAUCGAAGACCUUCUAGCCGCAUUGACCGAAUUGCAGCGAAACCAUGCCCAACUCGCGAGCGAAUUACAGCAAGAGAGAGAACAGCGCGAAGAGGACAAACUGGCUGUGCGAUCGCUGCUAGACGGCUUGCGCAAAAAGGCCAGCAACGACUCUGUCGGCACAGAUGCAAGCGUUGCUACUCUGAAGGCUCUGAAGGCGAGCGAUGACCCCGCAACUAAGGCACGCGAGGGAGGCGAGGGAGAUGUGGCCACUGAGAACCCACAAGAGAAUGCCAAGACCAAUGGACUGGUCGGACCCUCAGCUGAGGAACUCUCAACUCUGCUCGAUGAUGUCGAGGAAAGGUUUGGGCGCCAUGGCAGCGACGAAGUAAAAAGGUCACGGAGCGAGUCCAAAUCGGAAAUCCAACAGGAACUACGGCAACUCAAGGACCAGCUCGCCAGUGCGGUAUCGCAGUCCCAGAAUUACGACCGAAAGAUACAUGAUCUAGACCAGGAGAUUUCUGCUCUUAAGGAUCAAGUACGAGAGUCUCAUUCGCAUGCGCGCAUCUUGCAUCAGGAUAAGCAGCGGCUCGAGAAACAGAUACACUUGAUGAGAGCGCGGGUCUCGGCCGCCGAGACGGAGACUACUAGCCAUGACAGCGAUGGAUCCAUCCGGAAGAGCUCAGCGAGCAGCACCGGCUUGAGGGAGCUGAAACUGGGUAGAAGCAAGUCUACGCCGUCUCAAGCAGGAUCGAUAUUUAGCAAGCGGGCAUCGUCAUUGCCUAAGCCACACGAUUCCACCAUUCCAACUGUUACCACUUCUGCUCCCUCACCAUCGCCUCCACCGCCACCGCCGCCAACGGAUGACCAACACGAAGCCUUGCUCUUGGAGCUUAUCCAGGCAAAGACCGCUGAAGCCGUUGCCAGACAAGAGGCCGAGGAGAUGAAGCAGAAGUUGGAGAGCUUACGCAAGGCGCAGGGCCUCGUAGCCGCAGAGGCAGCCCAGGCGCCUACGGCGGCGGGAGCAGCCGCAUCAGCUGCCAUGGGCGUUUUCGGCCGGCUCACUGGUGCGACAGCAGAGCCUGCCAAACCAGCCAGCCCGCCAACAGCCCCAGCAGCAGCAGCGGCGGCGGCGGCGGCUCCGGCGCCAGCGGCGGGAGGAGGAUUUUGGGGCUGGAGACGAUGA